Messenger RNA from Hyaloscypha bicolor E, 1088 nucleotides. RefSeq lists its product as uncharacterized. The transcript has a single exon. Lineage: Eukaryota; Fungi; Ascomycota; Leotiomycetes; Helotiales; Hyaloscyphaceae. The record is from RefSeq and is a predicted model, not a curated record. The coding region runs from base 109 to 1035 and encodes 308 amino acids.
ACUCACACUGACUCCACGGCAGAUUCCACAGCCUCAUCAUCUACUCAUGCCUAUGGAGGCACGGAUCCGUCGUAUCAAGGAAAUCCACAUCUCAAAGCCAUUGACCCAAUGGCCAAUGAUCCGGCCCAGUCCUCGAUUUCAGCGGACUCGGUAUUUACCCCUGGAUUGGGUUUAUCAGGAGCCUUCGGCCAAAACCAGAAUUGUAUUGACCCAACGAGCUUCACUAUGGAUUACGAUAUGAACUCAUCCGCUGGACAAACAUCCACCCUCUCUAUGGUGUCGCCAAGUGAACCCUUCUACUCAGAUCCCCCAUCUCGGCCUAGAGCCCCUUUACGUUCGGAACCUUCCGAUAAUAAUGCUGUUGCAAGGGCAACCUUGAUGCUUAGACCAUCAUCCGUCAGGAGCAAGCAGGACAGAACUCGCGACUCGGUACAGUCCACCAGCUCGUACAGCCCGAUGAAUUCGGAUAUGAGCACGAAGUGGAGCUCAAAGUGUUCUUCCACUUCAUCGUUUGGAGGCCAGUCAGUUUCGUCGUUCAGAAAGCCUUCCCAGAAGCCGAUGCAUUUGUCGGUAAAGAAACCCCAUAGUCGCUCAUCCUCCAUUAGCCGAGCCUCCAACUCUAUCCCAUCUUCUGACAUCCCAUGUACCGACCCUGACUGCUCAAAAACAUUUACAAGGGACCCAGACCGCAAAAGGCACGAGUCUUCAUUCCAUAAGAACAAGGUCGGGUACACCUGUCUUCUACACACGUGCGCAGCAUCUUGCCCGGAGCCCUGCACGGACAAAAUCCAUAAGUCGUCGUACUAUAAUGCUCGACCCGACAAGAUGAAAGAGCAUCUCGAAAAGGUGCACGGUUGGAGACUCAAGCAGAGCGAGAUCCCAGAGGAGUUUCGGCACUCCUAUGAGUGGCAGCAAAGGGGCUGGGUAUGCAGCUACUGUUGGGAGGAUAUAGGGAGCUGGCACGAUGAUCGCGAUAAGAUUGCUGCGCAUCAUCGGAUUUGUAGGCAGGGUUGCAGGCUUUGCUCAAGAGAAUGAGUGUUGAGGUAGGAAUAGAUGAAGCGAGGGAGGGCGAAGAUAUGGAGAAGGGG